Molecule: messenger RNA, 729 nt
Organism: Trichobilharzia regenti
Lineage: Eukaryota; Metazoa; Platyhelminthes; Trematoda; Strigeidida; Schistosomatidae
Source: the annotation of a GenBank genome assembly
AUGAUCUAUCUAUGGAUUUCAGGAGUUAAAGUUCAAAUCAUGAUAAAAAUUUUUCAGGAAAACCAACAUUUGAAUUUUCAAAUUAGUUGGUUAGCAGUAACAUCACUCGUGUGCUAUCUAGAUGUUAUGGGAAGAUGUGGAGCUACAAUUCAAAAUUGGUUUUUAGCAAUAGAAAAAGGCGAUCUAUCGCUGGUUCAAAAACUCUGGAAGGAUAUAAGUGAUAUAGAUGUCACGGAUACUUACAUACUCAAUAAUAUCAAGCAUGAUAAUGUAACUGGGCUGAUUAUUGGUGCCCAUUUCGGUCACAAGGAUGUAGUUAAAUGGCUUUUAAAAAAUAAAGCAAAUGUUAACUGGGAAACUAAUCUGAAAUGGCGUCCGAUUCAUUUUGCCGCUAAACGUGGUCACUGUACCACGGUGGAUAUGCUUUGCAACAGCGGAGCACUUGUUGACCCACUUACAAUGAAUAAUGAAACUCCUCUGUCGCUGGCACUUCAGUCUCACAUGCGCGAUACUGUGCUCAAACUUGUACAUCUAGGAGCACAAACAAACAAAAGUAACGAAAGUCUAGUUUAUCACUACGUUUGCCGUGGGAUGCUAGUACCGGAUAAUUCAUCACAAACGCAACGUGAGAAUGUUGAUACUGCUCUUGAUGGGAGUUUACAGUUGCGAAAUCAAAGUCCACAACCAAUUCAUUAUCAGUACCAGAUGCCAGUUCUUCUCUAUGCUUAA